AUGGCGCCGCCACCGAUGAUUAUUUCCAUGAUGGGCCAGCGGGCUGGUGGUGCCGCAGCCCAAGCCAUGCGACCGAUGAUACUUUCCAUCAUGGGGCCUAGACAGCCUCCGCCGCCCCCACCACAACAGCCAUUGAUAAUCUCAAUGAUGGGACCGAGGCAGGCCCCGCCGCCCCCACCCCGACCCUUGAUCAUUUCAAUGAUGGGACCGAGGCAACCGCCACCACCUCCGCCGCGACCCCUGAUCAUCUCCAUGAUGGGUCCAAGACAGCCCCCACCACCCGCGCCACGACCCCUCAUCAUCUCCAUGAUGGGUCCGAGGCAGCCUCCGCCGCCGCCUCAACAACCGCUCAUCAUCUCCAUGAUGGGACCUAGGCAACCUCCGCCCGAACCUCAACAACCGAUGAUAAUCUCUAUGAUGGGCGGCUAUGGGGGGUACGGGGGAUACGGAGGAUACGGAGGAAACGAAGGUUUCGGAGGCUUUGGAGGGUUUGACCCAUACGGACAAGAGCAACAACAGCAACAACAGCAACAGCCAAUGAGCCUCUCGAACCUAGGCGUUGGCGGACUUUCGCAAAGGAUGCGCGCACCUAUGAGACCUCCCGCACCCCGUCCGAGAGGUCCUCCCGCGAGUGGUCAAUGA
Molecule: messenger RNA, 642 nt
Organism: Galendromus occidentalis (western predatory mite)
Lineage: Eukaryota; Metazoa; Arthropoda; Arachnida; Mesostigmata; Phytoseiidae
Product: basic salivary proline-rich protein 1-like
Exons: 1
Coding region: 1-642 (213 amino acids)
Source: RefSeq, a predicted model, not a curated record